AUGCACCAAGGGGAAAAUAAUGGCAUGAGUCAUCGUUGUACACUUCAAUACAAAGAGGAAGCGAAAAAACUCCGGCAAACUGGCUAUGGGGUUCAUAGCGACGGCGAGGAGGAUUCCAAGUCCCAGGCCUUCCAGCUUGACUGGUACAUCCCACCUGGAGGUCCUUUCAGUGAUACACCCUCUGACGCCAAAAAUAUCUGGGAUGAAAUCAUUCUGAAAUUUCCGUUUUUUGCUCGGCUCCAUUCAUUCCUGUCAACUCGCCCAAAUGUCAUCCCCCCAGUUGUCACCACUGGAAUCACUCCACAUGGAGUUGAAACUAUCUAUCUCCAGCCGCCAGCUUCACAGGUAGCUGGGACAGUUCAGGUUCCUGAUGACGAUGUCAUUGACCCUGCUCUCCGUGGACUAGGGUUUGAUACUGGUGGUAUGAAUAGCCCAGCAAUAUUGAUUCAACACACUCCACCCCAGAGCCAGGCAGCCAGUACUCCAACGCCAGGCAGCCGUUCUCAGUCUAUGAUCUCAAACAGGACUGCUGAGGUCCUGGCUUCGAUUCCGCGCCCUCCUGUAAAGCGGACGCUUGAGGACGUUCUAAUGGAUGUUACAGAGAAAAACAACAAUCUUGCUGUUCAGCAGGCAAGAGCGGAGAUUUCAGACAAGCGUCGCCGGCUUGCUCUUGAGGAGAAACGACAAGUCCUUGACAUGGUACAGGCACGUAUAUUCACACCAUCAGAGGCAAAGAAGAAGAUCAACAAGAUAGAUCAUUAUCUAAAGAAGUUUGCUUCUCCUUCUCCUCCCUCAUCUCCAUUAAAGUCAUCAGAUAAUCCUCGCCGUUCUCUGUCAUGGGAUAUCAAAGAUGAUGAUACUGAAUUUGCGUAG
This is a messenger RNA of Marasmius oreades (fairy-ring Marasmius), 873 nucleotides long. RefSeq lists its product as uncharacterized. The record is from RefSeq and is a predicted model, not a curated record. The coding region runs from base 1 to 873 and encodes 290 amino acids. The transcript is spliced from 4 exons. Lineage: Eukaryota; Fungi; Basidiomycota; Agaricomycetes; Agaricales; Marasmiaceae.